This is a messenger RNA of Arachis stenosperma, 1068 nucleotides long. RefSeq lists its product as uncharacterized. The transcript has 3 exons. NCBI's taxonomy places the organism in Eukaryota, Viridiplantae, Streptophyta, Magnoliopsida, Fabales, Fabaceae. The coding region runs from base 1 to 1068 and encodes 355 amino acids. The record is from RefSeq and is a predicted model, not a curated record.
AUGGCAAUUCUACAGGAGCAAAAUGAGACAAUGGCCCUGAAGCGGAGGCAGGCAAAGAAAAAGGAAAAAAUACGGAGAAGUCGGCCAAAAUCUCACAACCAGAUUGAAAAUGUUGGGGUUGGUAGAGACAAAAAGGAGUUGGUGACUAAGUUUGAUGUUAUGAGUCUUUGGGGUAGAGAUGGAGCUAGUUGGGAGUAUAGAUAUACAUGGUUUAGGGGGAGUUCGUACAGUAGAAUUGAUAGGACCCUUGUUACCUUGGGGUGGCUAGAGAGGUAUCCGGGGACACAACUGACGGGAGGUCCAAGAGGUUUAUCAUAUCACUGCCCAUUGAUUAUGGAAGAGAGUAAAAAGUUUGACGGCCCAAGACCUUUUCGGAGCCUGGACUUGUGGUUCACGCAUGAAGACUUUCUAAGAAUGGUGAAGGACGAGUGGAGGGAAUUAGGUGAUGUACAAUUCCUAGACAAGAUGAAAGGGCUGACAGCUCCAAUUCAGAGAUGGCAUAAGCAGCAUUUUGGGAAUAUAGCUGAGAAGAUAAGGAAGUUUGAAAAAGAGAUCAAGAAGGUGGAUGAUAUGGUGAGUAGUGGUUUGUAUGAUGGUACAAUGGAGCCAAGGAGAAUGACGUUAGUGAGAUACUGUGAGAAGUGGUAUGUAAGACAGGAUGUCCAUUGGAAGCAAAUGUCGAGGGCCCAGCAUGCUGAAGAGAUGGAUAGGAAUACUAAAUACUUUCACAAUAUCGCUUCGGCAAGAAGAAGGAGCAACAGGAUAGAGUCAUUGGUGAUUAAGGGGAGACUAAUAAAGAAUCAAGCAAGAAUUAAGGUGGCCAUUCGAGAUUUUUAUAAACGGCUGUACCACCAGGAAGCCUCCCCAACGGUGAGCUUUAGGGAUGGAUUAGUAAACCGACUGGAGAGGGAGGAAGCUGAAGCCUUAGAGGUGAUGCCAUCAGUUGAGGAAGUGAAAGAGGCAGUAUGGGACUGUGAAUCUUCAAAAGCACUAGGGAAUGAUGGAUACAACAUGAAUUUUAUAAAAAAGUGUUGGGGGAGAUUAGAUCGGAAUUCACUACAGCUAUGA